AUGAACCCGCAACGCUCCGUCUACAAGAACAGUUCUAUAAACGUGCCAGCCAGCACCACAACGCCUGUGAUCGGAUCCAAAGGCGUAUUUGGUCUGAAAGGUUCCAUCCAUGAUUCUCUCUCGCUAAUCCCCUCGACUCAAGCCAGCAUGCCACGGCUUAUAGACAAUGCCCAGAUACGAUCUGCGGCUCUUCGCAACCCUCUCCCAAUCCAAUUACAUGCCUACGUCUGGCCCUUCCUGAUAAUAUGGCCGUCGUUUUUCGCCUUCUAUCUCUCUCCCGAUCGAUACGACAGGUACAUCCAGGGGUCUGAAUGGACUUUCCUCUGGGCCGGUUCGAUAUUCACAUUACAGUCGUUGCUCUGGUUGAUGACAAAGUGGAAUAUCAAUAUCAACGCUCUGUUCACUACCACAAGCGCAAAAUCCGUCGACGACGCCCAGCUCAUCAAAGUGCUUCCUGUGGCGAAUGCCGGCUCCGCCGAAAUUUGUCCUUUGGUGAAGGAAUACACCGGCGGUAGAAAUCAUAUCUCUUUCCUCUUCCAAAAACGGCGUUUCCUGUACGAUCCGGCGAAUAAAUGCUUCUCCCCGCUUUCAUACGCCCUCGACGUGGAGCCGAAGCCGUAUUUGAAAGAAUUCCAGACAAGCUGCGGGUUGACAUCAGCCUCCCAAAUUGAGCAUAUCCACAAUCACUAUGGUGACAACACUUUCGAUAUCCCGGUUCCCACCUUUAUAGAACUAUUCAAAGAGCACGCGGUCGCGCCGUUUUUUGUUUUCCAAAUCUUCUGCGUCGGACUGUGGCUGUUGGACGAGUACUGGUAUUACUCAUUGUCUACGCUAUUCAUGCUCGUCGCUUUCGAGAGCACGGUUGUAUGGCAACGUCAAAGGACCCUAAAUGAAUUCCGAAGCAUGAGCAUCAAACCAUACGAUGUCUGGGUUUACAGGGAGAACCAGUGGACUGAGACCAGCAGUGAUAAAUUACUUCCGGGUGAUUUAUUAUCGGUGAAUCGGACGAAAGACGACAGUGGAGUUGCCUGUGAUAUUCUCAUGAUUGGAGGAAGUGCAAUUGUUAACGAGGCGAUGCUCUCAGGAGAAAGCACGCCUUUGCUCAAAGACUCUAUCCAGUUGCGCCCAGGGGAUGAACGGAUUGAUCCGAAUGGCCUUGACAAAAACUCCUUCCUUUAUGGCGGCACAAAGGUCUUGCAAAUCAACCAGUCUACCUCGAACCCAGACGAAAUUACCACCAACGCUCGAUUCAAAGUCCCGCCUCCUCCUGAUAACGGUGCUCUCGGUGUUGUUGUUCGAACUGGCUUUGAAACCAGCCAAGGCAGCUUAGUUCGAACGAUGAUCUACUCCACAGAACCCGUUUCUGCGAAUAACGUUGAGGCAUUGUUGUUCAUCCUCUUCCUCUUAAUGUUUGCCAUCGCAGCAUCUUGGUAUGUCUGGAAAGAAGGUGUCUCCAAGGACCGGAAGAGGUCAAAGCUAUUGCUUGAUUGUGUUUUGAUCAUCACAAGCGUUGUGCCGCCAGAGUUGCCUAUGGAGUUGAGUUUGGCUGUUAAUACCAGCCUUGCGGCGCUUAGCAAAUAUGCCAUCUUCUGCACUGAACCUUUCCGAAUUCCCUAUGCUGGCCGUGUCGAUAUCGCUUGUUUUGAUAAAACCGGAACCUUAACCGGCGAGGAUCUUCUAGUGGAAGGGAUCGCAGGGCUAACUCUAGGGCAGAAGAGCAAGUCUAUUUCUCCGGACGGUGCGCAUACUGAUAUCGCCAAGGUCGAGAAUGUAGCUGACGAGACUACAUUGGUACUCGCUACCGCACAUGCACUUGUCAAGCUAGACGAAGGUGAAAUUGUUGGUGAUCCAAUGGAAAAAGCAACGCUCACAUCACUCGGGUGGAUCCUUGGCCGAAAUGAUGUCUUGAUUAGCAAACCAGGAGCGCCAGUCAGAGCCGGAGGGCGCGUGCUUGAAUCAGUCCAAAUUCGUCGACGCUUCCAAUUCUCCUCUGCGUUAAAACGGCAAAGCGCGGUGGCAACCGUGACGAGUACUGAUAGGCAAUCGUCAAAGAGAGUAAAGGGCACUUUUGUCGGAGUGAAAGGUGCUCCAGAAACGAUCAGUACUAUGCUUGUUUCUGUUCCGCCUAAUUACGAGGAGACCUUUAAAUUCUUCACCCGGAACGGUGCCAGAGUUCUCGCAUUAGGCUACAAGUAUUUGAAUUCGGAGGCAGAGCUAAGCCCUGCACGAAUCAACAACCUGAAGCGCGAGGAAGUCGAAGCGGAUUUACAUUUUGCAGGGUUCCUCGUCCUUCAGUGCCCUUUGAAGGAAGAUGCUGUCAAGGCAUUGCAAAUGCUAAACGAGAGUAGUCACAGAGUGGUCAUGAUUACCGGUGAUAAUCCCUUAACAGCCGUCCAUGUGGCCCGACAGGUUGAAAUCGUUGAUCGGGACACUCUUAUUCUCGAUGCUCCAGAGCACGACACAUCAGGAACAAGGCUCGUAUGGCGGAGCAUCGACGAUAAGUUUAGUGUGGAGGUUGACCCGACCAAGCCACUGGACGAAACCAUUCUCCAGACCAAAGAUCUCUGUGUGACUGGCUAUGCGCUGGAAAAAUUCCGGGGCCAAAGUGGUCUUCGUGAUCUUCUCCGCCAUACUUGGGUCUAUGCACGGGUAUCCCCCAAACAAAAAGAAGACAUUUUGUUGGGCAUGAAGGACGCUGGCUACACGACUUUGAUGUGCGGUGACGGUACCAACGACGUCGGUGCCCUAAAACAAGCACAUGUCGGUAUUGCGCUUUUGAACGGCACCCCAGAGGACCUCAGUAAAAUUUCUGAGCAUUUCAGAAUGACUAAAAUGAAGGAAAUCUACGAAAAACAGGUGUCACUUAUGCAAAGAUUCAAUCAGCCGACGCCUCCAGUUCCCCUAAACAUCGCUCAUCUCUACCCACCAGGAGCCAACAACCCACACUAUGAAAAAGCUAUGCUUCGCGAAGCUGAAAAGAAAGGCCCAGCCGCUGUUGCCGCCCUACAACAAUCCAAUGAUAGCAUUCCAACCAUCGUUUCACCAGGUGCUCAAGCCCUCCAGCAGUCUAACAACGAUCUUACACCCCACCAACGUCGAGAACAACACGCCAAGGUUGCGGCCGCUGGACUUGCGGACAAGCUCACUGCAACCAUGAUGCAACAAGAAAUGGACGAAGAUGAGCCGCCUACACUCAAACUGGGUGAUGCGUCCGUAGCGGCACCAUUCACGAGCAAGCUAGCCAAUGUUGUCGCUAUUCCUAAUAUCAUUCGCCAGGGACGAUGCACUCUAGUCGCCACUAUCCAAAUGUACAAAAUCCUAGCAUUGAAUUGCCUCAUCAGCGCGUACAGUUUGAGUGUCAUCUACCUCGACGGCAUCAAGUUCGGAGACGGGCAAGUCACCAUCAGCGGGAUGCUCAUGAGUGUUUGUUUCUUAUCUAUUUCCCGUGCAAAGUCUGUUGAAGGGUUGUCGAAAGAACGGCCCCAACCGAACAUCUUCAACAUCUACAUUGUCGGAUCUGUCUUAGGCCAGUUCGCCAUUCAUGUGGGCACACUAAUCUACCUUUCCCAAUACGUCUACGCGUUAGAGCCACGCAAGGAAAACAUUGAUCUUGAAAAGGAAUUCGAGCCUUCGCUUUUGAACUCUGCUGUUUACCUUCUUCAACUCAUCCAGCAAAUAUCUACGUUUUCCAUAAACUACCAAGGCCGUCCUUUCCGCGAAUCCAUCCGCGAAAACCGCGGCAUGUAUUGGGGUCUUUUGCUUACGUCCUUGGUCACUUUUUCAUGCGCAACCGAAUUUAUCCCCGAACUCAACGAGAAAAUGCGUCUUGUGCCAUUCAGCUCCGAGUUCAAGGUCGUUUUGACGUCGGUAAUGAUUCUAGAUUAUGCAGGAUGUUGGUUAAUAGAAAAAGGACUCAAAAGGUUUUUCAGCGAUUAUAAGCCAAAGGAUAUUGCGAUUAGACGCCCAGAUCAGAUUGCAAGGGAGGUAUCGAGGAAACUUAAAGAGCAAGAAGAGAAGGACAGAGAAGUUGAAGCGAAACGAACUGUUUAA
Molecule: messenger RNA, 4050 nt
Organism: Uncinocarpus reesii 1704
Lineage: Eukaryota; Fungi; Ascomycota; Eurotiomycetes; Onygenales; Onygenaceae
Product: P-type ATPase
Exons: 5
Coding region: 1-4050 (1349 amino acids)
Biological process (GO): intracellular calcium ion homeostasis
Cellular component (GO): endoplasmic reticulum membrane
Molecular function (GO): ATP hydrolysis activity; P-type ion transporter activity; ATP binding
Source: RefSeq, a predicted model, not a curated record